Molecule: messenger RNA, 1942 nt
Organism: Dicentrarchus labrax (European seabass)
Lineage: Eukaryota; Metazoa; Chordata; Actinopteri; Moronidae
Gene: polr1g
Product: RNA polymerase I subunit G
Exons: 3
Coding region: 273-1301 (342 amino acids)
Biological process (GO): transcription by RNA polymerase I
Source: RefSeq, a predicted model, not a curated record
UGCUUCCCCCAGACGGACGCUGGAGCGUUACGUAACCUUUCGAGGUGCAUUGUGGGUGUUGGAGUUUUCUCCCCCCGGUGGAGUCAACGCAAACCUUCCGGCCGUGCCUGCUUUUGGAACUACAACCAAAAAAAACUGGCACGGAAGUGAAGUAACUACAGGUCACAGUUCACUCGGUGUCAACACAUGUGCUGCUCCUCGUAGCUGUGUGCGUUUUGCGGUAGGAAACUUUUAAAUUGAGUUCUUUUGUGGUUGUUUUUUUAAACAUAAAAAUGCCGAGGAACAUAUCGUCUUCAUCGAGCGAAGAUGAAGCGGACAGUCCUGCUACAAAGUCACCCGCAAAGCAGAAAGAAACCGAUAAGCAGACCACCACCAGGUACCAGUGUCCAGCUGACUUUGUGUCUUUCUGCCAUAAGCCCUGCAGCAGCACUCUCACAGAGAGUCUGAAGAACAACAACAACGAGUUAUGGCUCAUUAAAGCUCCUGUCAGCUUUAACCCAGAAUGUUUCAGUGGCGUCAAGGUGCCCCUCUCAGGUCUCCAGGCCCUGAAGGUCCCUGUUGCUGCAGGCGGAGCCAAGACUGGGAGUGGGCAGCAGAUCUACAGCAUCCUGGCGUCCACCCACGGUACCUCAGAGCUCCACCUGCUCACCAGUGACAGGCAGUCGUCAGAGAACGUGGUUUUGGGCCCCGCUUUCUCAGGCCUGCUAAACGUGUGCGAGAGCUAUGGAGACAGCAGCGCCAACCAGGCCCCUCAGGUCAUCCCCGCCACUCCAGCCCCCUCCAUACCGCCAGGGCUAAAACAGCGAUUCCACCCCUUCGGCAGUAAGACCCCCACGCUGACCUGCGUGGCGGAGAGUGAGACGGAUGGAGCCGCCUUCGGGCCCUCGUCCGCAACUCUCCGGCCCUUGGUAGUCAAACGGUUCGCGGAAGAUACGUGGCGGGAAGAGGAGGAAGAAGGGAGGAAAAAGAAGAAGAAAAAGAAAGAAAAGCGAAUAAAGUCCGAGCGAGAGGAGGAGUCGAUGGAGGUGGUGAGAGUCAAAGUGGAGCGUGUAGCUGAAAGUCAGGACGGAGUGGCGAUGGAGGUCCCCAUCCAGGAGGCCGAAGAGAAGAGGAAGAAGAAGAAGAAAAAGAAGGACAGAGAGCGAGAGGAGGUGGAGGAGGGCGUGGAGCCCAGUGUGAGCGUGAAGGUGGAACAGGUAACGGUGAAAUGUGAACCAACAGACUCUUUGUAUGGCGACGCAGUGGAGGGUUCUGGGAAAAAGAAGAAAAAGAAGAAGAAAAGCAAAACUGAUGACGACUGACUUAACGUCACUUUGUUUUUUUGAUGUUUAGUUUUCUGUUUUUGUUUUGUUUGUUUUUUACCCUUAUGUCUGAACCCAUCUGAGAGCCAGUUUACUACUAAUUCACCCCAGCUUAUUGAUGGUUGUAUAAUACAAUGCUUGCUUUGGCAGGACAUUGAAUUCAGAGAAAAAAAAACAACAAACACAUCCUGAAUCAAUUGAACAGGGAAACAAAUUAUACUUAUGUCUUUAAGGCCCAUGUUCCUAUCAUUAUGAGCUCAGAAAGUGACAGUUUUACACACAAAGAAUGUGUGAGACCGCAGCCAUCGGAGGGUACACGAAGAAGAGUGUACGAAAGGGGAAUUUGUGCGGUCGGUUUCUGUCAAUUGGUGGUAGUUUUUAUGGGAUUAUGCUCACACUCUGUUGCUGUGUUUGUGUACAUAUUUACACAACCGCCCUGGUAACGUGACGGGUUUGGCAGCCGGUUUGGACAACCAGAGGUGAUGUGAAGACAGAAUAAUGGUUCAUUGUCACGUAAAGGUUAGCUUUUCUUUUAAGGAUGUGAGUCACAUGUAUUGUGGAAAUAAUUUGUCUGCAGGAAACACGUGUUACAAAAUAAACUCCAAACAGUGAUUAAAGGAAAUGAAAUGAAAAUAAAAAAA